Durotheca rogersii is the source of this 3110-nucleotide messenger RNA. RefSeq lists its product as uncharacterized. Bases 572 to 2371 code for a protein of 599 amino acids. The record is from RefSeq and is a predicted model, not a curated record. NCBI's taxonomy places the organism in Eukaryota, Fungi, Ascomycota, Sordariomycetes, Xylariales, Xylariaceae. The transcript is spliced from 5 exons.
GAUGUCAAGACCGGGAGCCAUCCGUCACCUACUCUCGAUUCCUUGCGGGAUACGCGGAUAGACAGCGAGCAUCCGUGCUACACCGUCACCCAAGAGACGCCAAUGAGGUGGUGGCGCAGGCUUCGAAUUCCUCACCGCAGGACAAUUUUCUUUUCUUUUUUCUUUUCUUUUACUUGGCUUUUGUUAGGGUUGAGAUGAGUCUCCGGACUUGAGACACUUAUGUCAAUAGUUUCUGGCCGCGGGAAAUUCCAUCGUCGUCCCAAUCUCAAUGUCUAAGAUUGGAGUCGCCACAUGGAAGCGGGAAGGGGGGCUCAACAAGCCGAUGAGUCCAUUUUCGAUCUACAUAACUAGUUGGUUGCCAAUGUGCCGCCGGUCGCACGCUGUCGUUCCUGUACAUGUCACAAUGUGCUGUGGUGCUACUCUCACAUAGGCCCCGCCAACAUUGCCGCGUCUCAUAUACGUAGUGCCCGAAGGCGAUCUUCUGGGGAACGGUGGGAUCCGAAAGAGAAUCCUCACACGCUGUAAAGCAUCUCCCCGGAGCGACCGCCGUGGUCCAGAGCUCUGGCCCACUAUGAACCUACCAAGAGAAGCUCGUCACGCGCCGCGGAAGCUAGUCCUAUGUUUUGACGGGACGGGGAAUAAGUUCAGGGGGGACGACAGCGACAGCAACAUCUUGAAAAUAUUCAGAUGUCUAGAUCGCCAGGCCGGUGAUCAGUACCAUUACUACCAACCGGGAAUCGGGACAUAUGUCGUGUCGAACUCGCUUUCCAACACGACUUUGAAAGCUAGGAUACGGUCAUGGUACCUGAAGGCAAAGGACUCCGCCGUCGGGUCAAGCUUCGACCAUCAUGUGGUCGGUGGCUAUCGUUUCCUCAUGCGUUUCUACAAUCCCGGCGACGAGAUUUACUUCUUCGGGUUCUCGCGAGGAGCCUACGUGGCGCGUUUCCUCGCCGAGAUGAUUGACUACGUCGGGCUGCUCUCCCACGGUAACGAAGAAUUGGUUGCCUUCGCCUGGAAAGCGUUUUCGCAAUGGCAGAGUCGCCAAUCGGAGCAGACGGAGAAGCAGCAGGCUCAGCGGCAGGAGAUGUAUCGCUUCAUGAAGGGGUUCCGGGAAACGUUCAGUCGGCCGGUCAAGAGAAUCAGGUUUCUGGGGCUCUUCGAUACCGUCAACUCUGUGCCCCGGUUUGAGACCGCAUGGAUGCAGCGGUCUAAGUUCCCGUACACCGCUAGGAGCAGCGCCAAGGUCAUUCGACAUUGCGUAUCCAUCGAUGAGCGCCGCGCCAAGUUUAGGCAGGACCUCAUCUACCAGGGAGCCAUCAGGAAGACUCGUUUGGAUCACCAUCAUCCCCAUCCCUUCCACGAGAUGAAGCACCGCGCGAGACGGCCAAGGUCUUCGCAGCCUGGGGAGAGCAAGGAUCCGAGGGGGCGACAGCGGAGUCUGGCGCCCCCCGCGGAGAAGACGUUCCGCCCCCGGUCCCGCUCCAGGUCUAGAGCGACAGACAGGUCCGACAGACCGAGACCAAGAAACAGCGCAGCUGAGCUCGAAGUGGUUGACGACGGUGACGACUCGGACGACGACGAGCAGGACAUUGAUGAGAUCUGGUUCGCCGGUGGUCAUGGUGAUAUUGGCGGCGGCUGGGAGGUCCCCGUUGACGCUAAGUCGGCGAGCCACGUGCCCCUCACCUACAUGAUCAGAGAAGCGCAGAAAGCCGGACUCUCCUUCGACCCUGUGAAGCUGGUUGAGAUGGGAGUUGCCGAGGCGGCGUCGGGGGCCCUGGACAGCAGUACUAGCGGUCAAGUGUACCACGCUGACGACGGCGCUCCCGAUAUCCUAAUUGAGAGCGCGAGCCCCCUUGAGUCCCACGGCCCCCUCUCCCCCGGGUCUCAGCACAUCGAUUGGGAGCAGCCGAGAGAUGCUGACGCGGAAGAGAAGCACCACCACCACCACCAUCACAUCGGCCCCUUUCACCACAUGAUCCAAAAGGCGCACCUAGCCAGGAUACACGACUCGCUCGAGUUUGCGUCCGGCCUGGGUAAGGGCCAAGUGAUAACCUGGAAUAUCAUGGAAUACAUGCCGUUCCGGCGGAUGGACCUGCAGCCGGACGGGUCGUGGAAGCCGAUCCGGUGGCCGCUGCCGUGCGGCGAGGUGCGCGACAUCCCGCACGCGGCGCGGAUCCACGGGUCGGUGAUCCGGCGGAUGCGCGAGGACGCGACGUACCGGCCGGGGAACCUGAUCAUCGGCGGCGGCGGCCGCGGCCUGCGCAGGGCCCCCGACAGCUACGGCAUGGGCGAGUGGGUGUGCGUCCAGAACUCCGGAGACCCGGUCGGCGAGGUCUGGGUCCGCAAAGGCACCCAGGCGGAGCCGCAAUAGGUACGCGAACCCAACGCCUUCGCUGUGGGUGAGGGGCAAUCGAUAUAGCGCAGUGCUCGAAAGAGAAGGGGGGAAAAAAACCCUUGAGUUUUCUUGUAACUUAUGCCUAUUAGGUAGUAGGUAUGGGUCUAUUUCCGUUCGGGUUUGACGUGCGGCUAGUUCUAAUAAUAGAACCACGUCGCGCGGACCGCUCGCUAGGUUUCAUCUAUUUUGAGAUAUAUUACCUACCUACUCUGCAUUCUCAAAUAUUACUUCCCUGUCCGAAUAGUAAGUCCUGGGUGAGGAGGGUCUGAGGCAUUCAACGUUCUACAGCCUCUCGAUGCGAAGCCUAGCAUACCUACCUAGGUGGGUAGGUAGAUAUUAUCUACAUACAUAGGUACAAUUGGGACCAGAUUUCACCGCGUUUAACAACAACUCGUUGUGAUAUACAGUAAGACCAAAACUUAGGUACCCGGAUCUCAGGGCCCCGGCGUCGGCCCCAUCCAAGCUUGGAUUCUGCCUAUUCGGCCCUCCGACCUAACCAGAGAUAUAAUCGGCGUCUAUCGAGAGAGUCCAGGUGGCUCAGCCAGGUGCGUAAGCUGAUAACACGAGCCUCCAACUGCGUAAGUAAGUAGGUAGAUAGGUAGGCAGGUAGGUAGGUAUAUUGUAAUACACAGCAAGCGAAGUGAAAGCCCAGCAACGCUCCACCCACUGCACCCGAGCAACCCCCUGCCUCAGCGAUUCCCGAAGCACCAACCUA